CACACACACACGCACACUGGUGGUCACGUGCAUAAGCGCUCAGAGAGGCAGCUCGCACUCAGGAGCAUCAGUAGUGCACGGAACCGAGCAGUGAGAAGGACGUGUCGCGCAGCUUGCGUCCUCUAUCGAAAAGAAGUGGCGCUCAGCAGGAGCGAAAAGACGUCUCACCCCGGAUCGGGAGAAGUAUGCGCGGGUCAUUCCUUCGACUCAGGAACCGACGCCCUCGUCAUGCACUCAGCCGGGGACAACUAAGUCACCAGCAUGAGUCACCGCGGGGGUGAUUCAGUGGCUCGGUGGGGCAAAGUCCACUAAGCUCGCCCACCGGGGUGUCGCCCGUCUGGAAAUAACUAACUAGGAGAGGCUGGAUCCCCACAAGUUGGAUCCCGAGAGCCUGGCCGGGAUGACCAGGGGCGGCGUCCCCGCUCCGUGACGCUCCGGGCUCAGGCCCCCGUCAUGCGUGUCCCCCGCCAACCCGGCGCCCACUCCCUGCGGCUCCUGUCCCUCUUGGUCUACGUGAUGGGGGCGGCCCCCUCGCCGGCGCUGACGGCCGGCUGCCCCGACAGGUGCGUGUGCGAUGACCAGCUGGUGGUCCAGUGCGCCGGGCGAGAGCUGACCCAAUUCCCCGCCGAUCUUCCCCUGGCCACCCGGCAGCUCAUCAUCUCCAACAACCGCAUUGGGGACCUGCCGGCAUUGCAGCUCAACUACCUGUCUGACCUGGUCUACCUGGACUGCAGCAACAACUCCCUCGCGGAGAUCUCAGAGUCCACCUUCGGGAACCUGCACAAGUUGGCCUACCUGGACCUGUCCUUCAACACGUUGCUGCAGAUCGAUGAGCGGACUUUUGGGCCUCUGGGAUCACUGGUCAUGCUGCGCCUGACGGACAACCCGGGUCUCAGGGAGAUCCACGCCGACGCCUUCGCCGAGAACGCGGCAUUGCAAGUCCUGGACGUGAGCCGGAACAACCUGAGCGCCUUCAACGUUAGCGGUCUGAUCGGAUUGCCGUCACUCCGGUCGGUGGGACUCAGCGGGAACCCGUGGAGGUGCGACUGCGACACAGAGGACCUCUGCCUUUGGGUCCAGAUCGAGAACUUCAAAUUCCAAGACGAGGGCCAAACGGUGUGCCAGAGCCCGGCCGAACUGACGGGUCGGCGUUUGGCCGAGCUGGGCAUGCAGCUGCGCGCGGACUGCCACCAGGGUCUGGGCUACUGGGACUACCUCUUCUUCGUGGCCAUCGGCUUCGUCAUCUUCUCAGCGGGCACGGUGUCGGCGUGGGUGAUGGGCGUGCUCAUGGUGUUGUACGAGCGCUACAGCAAACGCAAGAGCGAGGAGCUGGACAGCGACGACGAAGACAGCAGGGGAGGUGGCGGGGGCAAGCAGGGAAACGGAGACGUGCGCAAGACUGGCGUGCAGGUCUGAGGCCGCCGUUGACUCUGAGACCAAAGACUCCCAUCCGUGGAUUUUGGCUGUGCUCGGAAUCACUCUCUACCCGCUGUAUAGUGCUCU
This is a messenger RNA of Hippocampus zosterae (dwarf seahorse), 1503 nucleotides long. Its product is annotated as leucine-rich repeat-containing protein 52-like. NCBI's taxonomy places the organism in Eukaryota, Metazoa, Chordata, Actinopteri, Syngnathiformes, Syngnathidae. The transcript is spliced from 3 exons. Gene Ontology annotation, molecular function: potassium channel activator activity; transmembrane transporter binding; voltage-gated potassium channel activity. Gene Ontology annotation, cellular component: voltage-gated potassium channel complex. The coding region runs from base 454 to 1416 and encodes 320 amino acids. The record is from RefSeq and is a predicted model, not a curated record.